This is a messenger RNA of Asterias rubens (European starfish), 930 nucleotides long. RefSeq names its product coiled-coil domain-containing protein 153-like. NCBI's taxonomy places the organism in Eukaryota, Metazoa, Echinodermata, Asteroidea, Forcipulatida, Asteriidae. The record is from RefSeq and is a predicted model, not a curated record. The coding region runs from base 102 to 707 and encodes 201 amino acids. The transcript has 6 exons.
UAGACAUGGCCAAACGCGCGGCGGUCGGUGUAUACAUUUGUAAAUAAUGACUCGUUGGUAAACUUACAUGUAUUAUGUGAAUCUAUUUGUGAAGAUCGAAAAUGCCGCCCAAGAAGAAAGGAAAAGGGAAGGGAAAGAAGGGGAAGAAGAAGAAGAAGAAUGAUGCUGAGUUAACAAUCGAAGAUAAAUACAAGCAGACAUUGAAUGAAAUUGAGGCUCUUAAAGAUCACCUUUCAAGUAGGAAGGAUCUGGCAAGACGUUCUCAAUCACACAGUGAAGAAUGGAAGAUGAAGAUGAAGAUUGCACAGGAGGAUCUAGAUCAACAGAAGACGGAUCAACGCGACGUCACAUCAGAUAUGACGCGGCAGUACAAGACAAUGCAGACUGAGAUGGGGGUCAGAGUUCAUCAACUUGAAGCCGACCUUGCCAAGACCAAGACCCAGUUAGCGAGGACACAACAUGAGCUGAAAUCGACCAAAGAGCAAAAAGAACAAAUGACGAAAGAGAAAGAUGGAACGAUCGCUGAACUGGAGGAUAAGAUUAAGAAUAUGGAAUUUUCAUACGAGAACAUGUUGCACGAAGCGUUAGACAACUUAGUCUUAAAAUUGGAUGCAGCAAAGAAGAGAUGGACCAACGAGGCUACACACAUACAUGGUGUCCAGAAAGAGAAGUUACUGGAGUUUGGACUCAACCCCCUGGAUAUAUAACAGCAAAUGGGCAAAACUAAUGGAUAUUUAAUGGCAAGCUCCAGGAUUCUGGAUUGACAAGAACAUCAGGGCCAAAUAGACCUUUCAAUUGCUACUUCACAGCCCGAGUUUUUGCCAAUAGAGGUUGGAAAAAUAUUGAACAAUGCAAAACAUAAACAGACAGCCACACUAAGUAAUGUUACCCACAUAUUCAAACCAGUGUUGAAAUUGUUUGAAAAAAAAA